UUAAUAUGAGAGAGGAAAAAACUCGACCCACGCGCGUCUAUUGGGCUCAGUUAUGAAUUUUGGUAAAAAGUGGCCUAAAUCCGUUGACUAGUGUGUGCCGAUUAUGACGUAACGCGCCUAACGCGCGAGAACUGCACGUGGGAUAUUAUUAUUAGUUAAACUCAUUUUUAAUCUUAUUAUUAACUUAUGAAAUUUUGGUCUAAUUACUUAGAAAAAGUUUCCCCGACAUAUUUAAAAUUUAAAUCAUGUUUACUCAUAUUUCCUUUUGCUUUUGCUGAUUAUACACAUAAUAAUACAAGUCAUUUCUAUUGUCAAGCAAAAUUCAUUACAUACAAGAUUGAAGAGUGUAUAAUCAUUUUUUCUCUCUCUUUCUCUAUAUAUAUGUCAUAUGUGCAUAAAGAUUUUGGUUUUAUCUAUAAAACAAGACAAGAGGCAAAUGGUAGACCCAAAAAUCAAUCUUUUGGUAGCCUUUUCAUCUCUCUUGCAUCACAAGUAAACAUCUCAUCAUUCAUUCCCACACAGCACUGAAACUCAAGCAUUUUCUCUCUCAAAUCCCAUUUCCCUAGCUAAAAGGUUCAAAAUUCCACAAUAACAACAACAACAAAAGACCUAUUUUGUGAAUCUUUUCUCUUUGAUAUAUCUUCUCUAAAUUAAAAGUGAUUAGGGCAAACUUCUACAUAGCAUGGGCUACAUCUCCAACAACAACCUCAUCAACUAUUUGCCCCUCUCUACUACUCAACCUCCUCUUCUUCUCCCACACUACUGUGAUAUUAACGGCAAUGAUCACCAUCAGCUCAUCACUGCAUCAUCAGGAGAACUCGAUGAUGAUCGGAAAAAUAACAUUCCUGCGACGGCGACUUCAAGAUGGAAUCCGACACCCGAGCAGAUCACGAUGCUAGAAGAGCUUUACAUGAGCGGAACACGGACACCGACGACGGAACAUAUCCAACAGAUAGCAUCUAAGCUUCGUAAAUAUGGGAGAAUCGAAGGGAAGAACGUUUUCUAUUGGUUUCAGAAUCAUAAGGCUAGGGAGAGACUAAAACGACGCCGUUGUGAAGGAGGUGCUCUUAACAAACCACAUAAAGAUGUCAAGGAUUCAUCAUCAGGUGGUUAUCGAGUUGAUCAGACAAAGAGCUGCCCAUCUCUUCCACACACAAACCCACAGCCACAGCAUGAAUUAGAUCCUGCGAGUAACAAUAAAGACAACAAUGCUAAGAAUGAAGAUCAUGGGACAGCUGAAGAAUCUGUGAGGGCAUCAGAGGAUGGUAAAGACGCCACGUGGAGAAAUCUUGUUACUUGGUCGAUAACUCAAGAACCUGCAGGAGAGAUUAAUAUUGACCAAAAUGUCAACGGAGAAGGACAAGAAGAAACGAGGGAGAUUCGAACUUUAGAUCUCUUUCCGGUUAGGGAGAACCACGAGGAAACAGGCCGGUUUACAGAGAAGACGAAAGCAAAUCAAGUGUUUUGCAACUACUGCUACUACUACGAGUUCAUGCCUCUGAAGAACUGAAACAAAAACCCAUGUGUGAGUAAUAAAUAGGACAAAGGGAUUUAAUGAAGGUUUUACUUGUUCUUUUGUCCAGAAAUGGUAAGUGAUGUGUUCUUACUUCUUAGGUAGAAGAGAUGAGUUUGAAGAUGGAGACGUGUAGUAAAUGUUAGGAGCGUUUGAAUUUUUAAGGUUCUUUUUUUACGACUUUAGGGUUUUGAUUUUGAAUAUUAUUAUGGUUAUAUAAUAGUUAUUACCCAAAUGUGAAGGUGGACCAUGUUGGGGCUUGGGUUUGGAGCUGCAACCAUCUAAUACAUGUGUCUGAAAGUUAAACUGAAAGCUUCGAUGGUUCCUUGUCAAUGUAAGGAAUAUAUAUUAAAUUAGAUGUAAUUGUUAGUAAUUGAUGUUUUUCUACUUCUUCACAUGCUUUCUUCUUUCUUUUCUUCUCCCACUGCAAUUUACAUGCGACUCUCUGAGAGAGACAUUCGAUGCUGACAUUGCACUGUGUAUAGAACUACUUAAGAUUUUUCAGGGAAUUUAGCAAAUGUGAGGUUUAUUAUCAAAAAAGUGCGUACCGUUGGGGAAACCAAACUGACAUUUGGGUUUUGAUGGAAUGAAGACAAAACAUCUUUAAUGUUUGCCCAUUUCUCAUUUAUUUUGUGAAUUUAAUGGAAACAAAGGAUUACUCAUUGAUUUGUGUUUAAAAUCGAGCAAGAGAUGUUCAAAUGUCUAUAGUUUCUGAGGUAAUAAUUAAUCUACCAGAAACAGAAUAUAUGACCCAUCUUUUGUACUUUUAAGAUCAUGAAUGUAUAAUGGUAUGAAAAAAUGCUUUUCGAGACAGAGGAUCAAGAACACUUCCUAAAGACAACUACACAAAGCAUUUAUCACUUCGACCAUAACUCUUUAAUUGACUCUAUCGUUUCUGCACCUAAAAGAUCUGUCCCACGUUUCUUUUGCCCUGGUACAAUUACAAUAGGACAGAGAUAGUUUUGUCCCAUUCCUCCAAUCACAAUAACAUUUCAAACAGCUUGACAAUUAAAAAAACAGUAUC
This is a messenger RNA of Arabidopsis lyrata subsp. lyrata, 2537 nucleotides long. Its product is annotated as WUSCHEL-related homeobox 6. The record is from RefSeq and is a predicted model, not a curated record. Gene Ontology annotation, molecular function: DNA-binding transcription factor activity; DNA binding. Lineage: Eukaryota; Viridiplantae; Streptophyta; Magnoliopsida; Brassicales; Brassicaceae. The transcript is spliced from 4 exons. Gene Ontology annotation, biological process: plant organ development. The coding region runs from base 683 to 1510 and encodes 275 amino acids.